GGCCACCUCAUCUAACAGGCUGCCCCAAGUUUGAAAAUCGUAUCUUAGAAAGAACGCUUCCGUGUUAUAAUCUGGAUCCAAUUCCCUACAGGGAAAAGCUGUAGUACAAUGACUGUCUUACCUGCUUCAGCAUUGUAUGAUAUCCGAGAACUAUGCCGACCCUACCUAAGAACUACAUUUCUCAGUCAGUCAAUCAAUCGUUGACACCCCCUAAAACCCCUCCUCCAGAAUGCGCACUGUCGAUUUUCCACAGUUGGCCGGAGCCAGAGACUGAGCCCGAACAGUCCCCAACCUUUUAUCAGGAACCCUCACGGAAAUUCAUUGUAAACCAUAUAAAAGUGGACGAUGAUAGGUUUAAACUACAGAAUCAAGAAGUUUUGCUUUUACACGGGCCAAAGCAGAGAUAUGAGCAUACCAGCGGCCAGCCGAUUCCGGAGCUGCAGUCAGAAUCUGAUAUGCUUGUAGCAGUUGAAGCAGUUGGGUUGAAUCCAAUAGACUGGAAGGCGCCGUAAGAAGUUCUUAUCCGUCCAAAUUUUAAUUCACUGAUCAUGUUUUUAGGGAUUAUGGCUAUGGUCUGCCAGCAUUGCCUUGUAUUAGCGGUCGUGAUUUUGCAGGAACGGUGGUGAAACCUCCCAGGGGAACAUCACGGUUUGAGUUUGGUGAGAAGGUAAGUUAUUUGCGACCGAAACAACCAAAAUACAUCCGUACUAAUCUGAGAAAGAUUAUGGCUAUAUCGACGGACUAUCGCGACAGCAAACGAUCUGCAUUUCAACAAUAUGCUCUAGUUUCAGACUUCAAUGCUUGCAAAUUACCCGACCGAAUAAACACAAUGGAGGCUGCACCUCUAGGAGUUGCUUUUGUAGCAGCAUCAAUUGCUCUCGGUGUGUGUCUUGGGGUAAACUUUUCAUCUGUUGACCGUGGACCAUGCGGUAUAGAUCUCCUCCAGACUGUGAGAUCAAUUUCUCGCGAUUCCUUACCUCCGGAUAUUAGGACAGAAUGCUUCGAUGGGAUAAGAACUCAAGACAGACCAAAGAAAGGAGAUUGGAUUGCGAUAUGGGGAGGUGAGGUUUCGCAUCGCGAUGAAAUGUAUAGACGCUGAUCGAGUAUAGCUUCAUCGGCCAGCGGAUGUUGUGCAGUUCAACUUGCCAAACUUGCCGGAUUACGGGUCAUCGCAGUCAUCGACGUCGCACGAAGCGGGGAAAGAAUGCUCAAGCAUGGUGCUGAUCUUCUUGUGGAUCGCUUCGAUACUAAACAUGCAGUCAGUAUCAUACAGGGUGUAACCAAGGGGAGGCUGAGGUAUGGUCUAGACACUGUCGGCAAGGAAAGCGCCAGUCAUCUUUCUGAGGCGAUGCAGAAAGGUGACGGGAAAAGCAGUGAUAUGAUACAUAAAGAUGAGGUACCAAAGGGACACAUUGUUGGUCUCACAGGCAUACCGAAGCAAACAGGAGGCCAAGUAGGCUUUCAUUCAGUACCUAUCAAACUUUUUCACGAGGUCUCAACAGUUGGGCAAGGCCUGAUGGUGUGGUUAGAAGAACUGCUAAGGCAGAAAGUUCUUUUGACGCCAGACAUUGAGGUUGCGCCGGGUGGGUUGAAAGGCAUAAACUCUGCUUUAGAUAGGCUUCGAGAUGGUAGUGUGAAAGGGCCUAGACUUGUUGUGCCGUUAACAACCUUAUGA
Messenger RNA from Hymenoscyphus albidus, 1675 nucleotides. The record is from the annotation of a GenBank genome assembly. NCBI's taxonomy places the organism in Eukaryota, Fungi, Ascomycota, Leotiomycetes, Helotiales, Helotiaceae.